GGAUGUGGACUUUAAAACAGCGUGUCUCAACAUCUCAUCCUCAACUAUCUAUUUUAAAUCUGAUUGCACUACAAAGGAAAAGCUGCUAAUGAGAUAAAUGUUGAGACUUUACAAGAACUGACUUAAAGUACCGAAAGCCAUUAUUACUAUUAUUAUCAAUCAAGAAGAGCUUGAAGCUGAGUCUGUAUCUGGUAUUAUUUUCACAGUAACAGUCAUGGCAAGUAAACGAAAAUCAACAACACCGUGCAUGGUCUUAGCCAAUGAGCAGGACCCAGAUCUGGAAAUGGUAUCAGACCUGGAGGAAGGACAACCUGUGCUCACGCCAGCAGAAAACCCCACAGCAGAGAGUGUAACAAGUGAUGAGGAUGUUCAUGAGUAUGUGGAUGCAGACAAUCAGAAAAAUACAAAUAAAGUAGAAGGUGGUUAUGAGUGUAAAUACUGUACUUUUCAGACUCCAGAUCUCAAUAUGUUUACUUUUCAUGUGGAUUCAGAACAUCCCAACGUAGUAUUAAAUUCAUCCUAUGUUUGUUUAGAAUGUAAUUUCCUUACCAAAAGAUAUGAUGCCCUCUCAGAACAUAAUGUGAAGCACCACCCUGGAGAGGAGAAUUUUAAAUUGACCAUGGUAAAACGUAAUAAUCAGACAAUCUUUGAACAAACAGUAAAUGAUCUCACUUUUGAUGGAAGUUUUGUUAGAGAAGAAAAUGCUGGACAGGCCGACUCUUCUGAGGUCCCGUCAUCAGGGAUCUCAAUUAGCAAAACUCCUAUCAUGAAAAUGAUGAAAAACAAAACCGAGGCUAAACGUAUCGCUGUUUUCCACAAUGUAGUUGAUGACAUUCCUGGUGAAGAAAAGGGAACUGAAAAUGAGCCAAACUCUGAAGAAGUAGUAGAAACCCCCCCACCAGCAGUUUCUGAGUCAAAACCAAGCCAUUCAGUUGUUUGCAGUGCAGCAGAUGUGGCUGGUGCAGUGGUGACCCCGGCACCAGUGCUUCAGCCUGGGGUGGCACAGGUUAUAACAGCUGUUACAGCUCCACAGAACUCAAACCUGAUUCCAAAAGUCCUAAUACCUGUAAAUAGCAUUCCAGCCUAUAAUACUGCUUUGGAUAACAAUCCUCUUUUGCUUAACACCUACAACAAAUUCCCAUAUCCAACCAUGUCGGAAAUCACUGUUCUUUCCACUCAAGCCAAGUACACAGAGGAACAGAUUAAAAUAUGGUUUUCUGCCCAGCGUCUGAAGCACGGUGUGAGCUGGACGCCAGAGGAAGUGGAGGAAGCAAGGAGGAAACAAUUUAAUGGCACAGUGCAUACUGUGCCACAGACAAUUACCGUUAUUCCAGCACACAUUUCUGCCGCUAGCAAUGGUUUACCUUCCAUUUUACAGACAUGCCAAAUAGUUGGUCAGCCAGGACUUGUUCUCACUCAAGUUGCAGGUGCAAAUACGUUACCGGUAACAGCCCCAAUAGCUUUGACUGUAGCGGGAGUCCCAAACCAAACACAGCUACAGAAGAGUCAGAUUCACAGUGCUCAGCCUAUUGCAGAAACCAAACAAGUAGCUGCUGUUCCAGCCCCUCAGCCCAUCAAAAAUGAAUCCACAGUGAUGAAUCCUGACUCCUUUGGCAUCCGAGCAAAAAAAACUAAGGAACAACUGGCAGAAUUGAAAGUCAGCUACCUUAAAAAUCAGUUUCCUCAAGACUCAGAGAUUGUUAGACUUAUGAAAAUAACAGGCUUGACUAAAGGAGAGAUCAAAAAGUGGUUCAGUGAUACACGCUACAAUCAGAGAAACUCAAAGAAUAAUCAUGGGAUUCACCUCAACAGUGAUUCAUGUGCCACCAUUAUUAUUGAUUCAAGUGAUGAAAUGAAUGAGUCCCCAACAGGAGUCACUCCACAGAGCAAGUCAUCAUGGAGUGCUUUUCCUGAUUUCACCCCACAGAAAUUCAAAGAGAAGACUGCUGAACAACUGCAAGUCCUUCAGGCAAGUUUUCUGAAUAACCCUGUCCUCACUGAUGAAGAGAUGAAUAGGUUAAGAGCCCAAACCAAACUGACUAGGAGAGAGAUUGAUGCCUGGUUUACAGAAAAGAGGAAAUCAAAUGUCUUGAAGGAAGAGGGAGCUGACUUGAAUGAAAGCAAUGCUGGCAGCUCAAAAGAAGAGGCUGGAGAAACAUCUGUGGGAGAUGGAGCAGCAGGAACAAAAUCAGGGUGUUCUACUUCAAGCAAAGUAGGCAAAAAAUCACCAGAGCAGUUGCACAUGCUCAAAAGUUCCUUUGUCCGUACUCAGUGGCCAUCUCCACAGGAAUACAACAAGCUGGCAGAAGAAACUGGGCUUCCAAGAUCAGAAAUUGUGAGUUGGUUUGGAGAUACUCGCUAUGCCUGGAAAAAUGGUGGAUUGAAAUGGUAUUACUAUUACCAGAGCGCCAGUGCAAACAGUCUGAACGGCCAAGGUUUUGCCAGGAGGAGAGGGAGAGGAAGACCAAAAGGGAGGGGAAGAGGGAGGCCUCGGGGGAGGCCUCGGGGAAGCAAGAGGUUAAAUUGCUGGGACAGAGGUGUGUCUGUCAUAAAAUUUAAAACUGGAACAGCAAUCCUGAAGGACUACUAUAUGAAGCACAAAUUCCUUAAUGAGCAAGACCUCGAUGAACUGGUAGCCAAAUCUCACAUGGGAUAUGAGCAGGUCAGAGAGUGGUUUGCAGAGAGGCAAAGAAGAUUAGAUCUUGGAAUAGAGCUGUUUGAUGAGAACGAGGAGGAAGACGAAAUGCUGGACGAUCAGGAAGACGAGGAAGAAACGGACGAUAGUGAUACUUGGGAACCCCCCAGACAUGUUAAACGUAAACUUUCAAAAACAGACUGAUGUACAAUUUGGGAUUUGGGGGCCAAAAACCUAUGAAUUAGGUUUGAUGUUACAGUGAAGAGCCAAAUGAUUUUUCAUGGCCUUCAGUUUAGCAAGCAGCUGCUUAGCAUCUUUCUUCCACCUGCAAGAACAUGGGCAAGAUGCUACCUGUGGAGGCAACAACUGCUUGCUUCGUUGCUACAAGAGAUGAACAUCCUCAGGCCCAGCCUAGGACAGGGGGUUAUAAAUCAGAUCAAGUUCAGCUCCUUUUCCACGUCACUGAUGGGAAGGUUCAUGUUCAUCAUACAUGUGACUGCUUCUCAGUAUUUAAUUGCCUUAUGUUGUUUGAUUCCAAAAAAACACAGACACCUUUUUUUGUUGAUGUAGGAGAACAUUUUGCCUGCUCAUGAAGGAGGAAAAUACAAAAACCUUAGAUGUCUUUUUGGAAACAUCACUUCAUCUUAAAGGUUUCAAGGCCUGGGUUUAUUUCUUAAGGAAAGAGUUUGAAACAAAAAGAGAAGGGGAAAAGUGUGACAAAAGGAAUCAAUGAACCUAGGGGAGUACUGCUCUGAUGAUGCUACUUGUGCUGUCUCUGGAAUUCAGCUAAAGAGAGAAUACAGAUAAUCCUGAGCCAGAAUGGAGAGGGAAAAGAGCUAAAAGAAAGCAAGCAGUGUCACAACUGGGUGAGACAUCCCAGUAUUGUCCUCCUUCCUGGCAUGUUUUGUGCUUGCUUCUGAGUGCAGUGAAAGAGCACGGUUCCAUCUUAAACAGUACUGUUUUCCUGGUGUCAGCCUCUCAAUGACCCCAGAAUUAGUGUUGUAAAAAUAAAGUGAGACCUAUUCCUCCCUGAAGGUUUGAAUGAUCUAACAGUGCUGGCUUGUAAGAAGUGUUCUGACAGAAAGAGUAAAUUAUUUCAAUCACUAAUUUUUAGCACAUAGAAUUAUCUGCUUUGCUUGAAAGCAAAGGAGAGGAAAAGGUAUCUAUUACCUAAUGAUUAGAAUUUAGUGUAUUAUCUCUAAUACACUAUAGUAAAUGAGACCAUUCCCUUUUUUAACCUUUUCCAGUAUGAUUUUGAAAGUGUUUUUUUCGUUACAUUAUAUGUAAUAUGGUGUCUGAGUAUAACUUUGAUUAUUGGGAAGGAAACUCAUGCAAUGUCCACACAUUACAUGAAAUAAUUUCCUGAUGCAUGAUUUGCUGACUUUGGACAAAAGCUGAUUUUUUUUUUGUUCACCAACGAAGUCUGGAGGCAGGAAAAUGUACUCCCUUCUCCUCCACAGAGCCGAGAAAGCAUUUCUGGAUCCCAUACAAAGUGAUUCACGGCCUUACGCAGUCCCCGUAGGCCAGAAAGCCCAAAGAUGCAGACACUCUCCUCCUCUGUUUUCCUCUGAAAUGAGAGCACAGCAGUAACUCUGACAACUAGUCAGUCUCUGGCUGCUGCGUAACGAGGCUGUAGUUUAAGGUGGGGAGCAUUUUCCCUUUUGCACUUAACGGAGUACUGUGUAUUCAGGCUGGAUAUCAGUAUUUGCUUCUGUAAAUAUGAUAGUACCAAUUUGCGUCCUCCACCUGAGUCCCAUAUCUGUCUAUAUUCAUAUCUCCCAAGGAGAGAAGAUAAUCUUUAAGCUUCUGUAGUGUUAAAUAUCCCUGCCCUAACCUAAAGGCACAAAAAUAGAGUGCAAUGAACUACAGCUACUUUCUUUGAUUUAAUUUAUUUUUUUCUUUGAAAAUAUUUUUGCUUGCAUUCAGUAGUAAUGGAAAGAUAGUAUCAAUGACCGGAGAGCAGUAAAACUGUUGGGAGUUGUUUAUAAUGCCUGGAAUGACUGUGUAAGUUAGAGAUGGAAAGAGCUAGUAGAGGGCUCAGUUCCCUACACUGAACAGUGCUGGGUUACACCUGUAUUCUCCAUUAAGCUUGUGAUAUCCUAGGAUAAGUAGAUUUACCCAGCAGCAUGACACAAACUUACAGGUGAAGUUACCUGAGGUUUGGUGAUGUAUUCCAUAGGAAAAUAUUUUGAAACGGAACUUGCCACAGAAAGUGAAAAAUCCCCUCAAUAGCUACUUACACACAAUAGAUCAAAUUUCUGCAUUGUUCCCCACUUCUAAAAAGGGAGAUUUUGAAGCACAGGUGGGUUAUAGCCAGUAUUUGUAAGUUUAAUGGUUGGAGCUCUUGGGGGAGUUUUCUCUUUCUGUGGUGAAGAACAUCUGCACUUUUUCAGUGGACAGUCAUUGCAAAACUGACUCAUACAACAUUGUAAAACAUAGAGUGAUAACUGAGGAUCCCAUAGCACUUUUCUUGAAUUAAGGUGGGAUUCUGAUUGGAUGUUGAUGUUUGCAUUGGGGCAAGUACAGCCAAGGAAUGCAAACCUGCUCAUCCUGGUGCCUGGCAUCGGUCGAUGAUCUGCUCCCCGGCUCCCCUGACUUACGUGUGGCUUGCAGGCAGCUGCUGACACUACAGACACCUGUCAUGAGGCGAGAUGGAUCUUCUUUCUGGAUUGCAGCACUGAGCUUUGUGUUGUGGUUAGCAAUGGUACUUACCUCUGCUUCCAACCUGAUGCUUGUUGGGAAGUGAGGCCUUUUUUUUUCCUUUUUUUUUUUCUUUUUAUUCUAGAGCAGGUAGGCACUACAGUGAUGGGUAAUGUAACUGAUCCUUGGUUAUAAUACUGUGGCAUAAAAAUGCUUUGGGUUUUCUCAAGUAUUUUUAGAGAUGAGGUUACCAUGUGAACAUUGGACUGUGCAUAACUUAGAAUGUGUUAGGACACAUAAUAUUUGUGUCCCAGUUGAUGAAAGUAUUUCCUUAUGCUUAUUCAAUACUAGAUACCUAUCAGGAAACUCUCCCUAAAGAGUCUGCUAGAACAACAGAAGAUUCAAGUCUUCAUCUAUGCUACAAAACAAUGAACCACAACAGCUCUACUGUGAUUUUGGAAUGUUGCCCCCACCCUCCAAGUUUCAGCUUACAAAAGUAUUUCCAACCCUGCAUAGUUGGCUAUCUGCAUGUGUGCUUACAGUCUGUACAGAAAUGCACUAAAAUGAGUUGCCCUACCUGGGAAGGCUUUAUAUUGUAUAGAAAAUGUGGCACUAGGUACUGCUCUUCAUGUGCACAGGAGAGUUAACAGGUGUCAGUCUCGUUUACAGAAAUGAUGGCGCUUUGCAAUUUUCUAUAAUAUAUUGCAAUAUAUUUAAAUGUCCUGUUUGACAUGUGAAAUGAAAUUAAGUUAAUGCAUUGUUAUGUAUUUGAAGUAUGAAGAAGAUGAUUCACUAACGACCAGCAAGGUUUUUAGAAAGGUGUCCAGUAUGUAGCUGUCUGUGUGAUCUGUCUGGUGUAUGUGAUGUUAAAGGAAGCAACAAUACUGUCACUGUUUAGAAUGAAGAGUUUCUUUUGAGUGAUGCAAUAGCUUACAAUGUCUUUCCUUUGUAGCUGCCCAAUGUGGUGAAGGGGAAACAAUUCUUGAAAAAUUUCAAGAUAACUGGUUAACUGUGAAUGGGCCUAAUCUUUCGCGAAACCAAGAAAAUUUUUGGACACACACAGGACUUGAAUACUCAAAAGGAUUGGAACUUAGUGUUGUGCCAAAGUUAAACUACUGCAAUUGGCAGUUCUGCACUGUAAAUAGAAGACUGAUUAAAAGACAGCUUGUAAAAAAAAAUAAUUCAAAUUUUAAUACAGUACGUUUUUAUUCUGAUACAUGAUGGAAACAUUCUGUUUUAGACCUUUUUUGAAGAGGCUUCAGUGACCACUAGAUUUUGUCCUCUUAUAUUUUGUUUGGCCUAAUACUAUAUGUUCUAGUAAGAUGGGCUUUAUUGCCUGUGUUCUUUGAUAUGUGAUUAAGCUUAUAGCUUUGAGUGACCAAACAUUUUACAGAGUAAAAGUUCUUAGAAACAGUAUAAUGUAACUGAUAUUUCUGUGUCUUAUUUAUCAGGCUCUGCACAAACUUGGAAGGUUGUGCUGGACUUGUACAACUUAUAUAUGGGAACGCAGCAUACUUCUGGAUAUCAAAAACCUAAGCCUUUGUGGCCGAAUGGAUCUUGUCUUUGGAUUUAUUUUUGUUAUUUUUUUGAGGCAAAGAAACGAAUGGAUGCUGCUGUAAAAUAUUUGUAAUAUUGCCAUUAUUGCUUUCUGUAGCAAUUAUUGCUUUUGCUUCAACAGAUAAAGAAAAUAAAUCAGAGAUAGAAAAAUCCUAAAAGACGCUGGUAGAAAGGAUCAUGUGAGAACUUCUGAAAAUAAACUUUGUACCAAAAAUUUGAAAACAGAAA
Molecule: messenger RNA, 7060 nt
Organism: Corapipo altera (White-ruffed manakin)
Lineage: Eukaryota; Metazoa; Chordata; Aves; Passeriformes; Pipridae
Gene: ZHX1
Product: zinc fingers and homeoboxes 1
Exons: 2
Coding region: 215-2839 (874 amino acids)
Biological process (GO): regulation of transcription by RNA polymerase II
Cellular component (GO): nucleus
Molecular function (GO): DNA binding; DNA-binding transcription factor activity, RNA polymerase II-specific
Source: RefSeq, a predicted model, not a curated record